Messenger RNA from Cuscuta campestris, 1237 nucleotides. The record is from the annotation of a GenBank genome assembly. Lineage: Eukaryota; Viridiplantae; Streptophyta; Magnoliopsida; Solanales; Convolvulaceae.
CCGUCUCCUCCAUCGCUCGCAUAUAUUAUCCCCCGCAGUCCGCUAUUGUUUUCUCUCUUCAGAUCUCUCCUCUCAAGGAUUUCUUCCGAAGUUAUUGAAUUUUUUUGUUGAGAAAAAAGAACCCCAUCCUUUAAGAUAAGGGUUCCCUGUUCGAUGGAUGCUAAUCAGGACACGAUGGGAGGGAGCCAGCCGGUAGAUCUUUCCAAGCACCCAUCUGGAAUUGUACCGACACUCCAGAAUAUAGUUUCAACUGUCAACUUGGACUGUAAAUUGGAUCUUAAAGCAAUUGCGUUGCAAGCUCGCAAUGCUGAAUACAAUCCUAAGCGUUUCGCUGCUGUUAUCAUGAGGAUAAGAGAGCCAAAAACUACGGCUUUGAUCUUUGCAUCUGGAAAGAUGGUUUGCACUGGAGCAAAGAGUGAAGAACAAUCUAGGCUUGCAGCUAGGAAGUAUGCUCGUAUCAUUCAGAAGCUUGGGUUCGCUGCAAAAUUUAAGGAUUUUAAGAUUCAAAACAUCGUUGGCUCCUGUGAUGUGAAGUUUCCCAUCAGACUAGAGGGGUUAGCCUAUUCCCACGGUGCCUUUUCAAGCUAUGAACCGGAACUUUUCCCAGGCUUGAUCUACCGGAUGAAGCAACCGAAGAUUGUGCUUCUCAUAUUUGUGUCUGGAAAAAUUGUCCUCACAGGAGCAAAGGUGCGGGAAGAGACGUACACUGCUUUUGAGAACAUAUACCCUGUCCUUACGGAGUUCAGAAAGAAUCAGCAAUGGUAUGGUGACUCUUUCUUCCAGAGCUUAUAAGUUUCCCUUGCAGGGCUAACCUUUUUUUGUUGACUGAUUUUUGCUCAAUGUUGGUUUGUUCUUUUGUCCCUAACUGAAGAAUUGCAGAAAUUUAUAAUUAUCAGUAUGCUUGCGAGCACGUGAAGCAAUCGGUGGUGCUUGCCCUGCAGCUUGGCUUUGUAUCUCACUACGUAUAAUAUGUCUCCCUUGAUGUGGCUGUCUCCAUUUCAUUUUCCCAUGUGAAUUUCAGUCAUAAUAUGAAAUCUUUAAAAUGUUCAAAUUCAGGAAUCUGAUUUCUUGUGUACCCAGUAGUGUUGUCUAGUUGUUUUCGAGAGAGAAAAAAUGAGUAAUGUUGUCUAGCAAUUGGGCUGUCUUAUUGUGUGACUGCAAGACCUAAUUUCAAUAUUUCAUACAGUCCAAAUUUGGAUUUUAUGGCUUUCCAUUUGAAUAAUAUCAUUCAAAAGUA